AUGUCUUGGAAAGAUAUCAACACGCACAACCGCAUCCUCCGCGACGCCGAGGCUGGCCAAUACGGUGUCAUCGCAGCAAUUGCUUAUAAUGUUGAACAAAUAUUUGGACUUGUAAAAGCGGCCAAGAAUGUUCGAUCCCCCCUCAUCAUUCAAUUUUUCCCGUGGGCAAUAGAGGUUUACGAUGGGCUGCUUGUACGCACCGCCGCCGACGCUGCCAAAACCGCCGGAGUGCCGAUUUCCAUUCACCUCGACCAUGCACAGUCCGAAGACAUCAUCAAGCGGGCGGCAGAGCUACCUUUUGAUAGUAUCAUGGUUGAUAUGUCUCACUAUGACAAGGAAAUAAACCUGAAAAAGACAGCCGAGCUUGUCGAGUACUGCAACCAGAGACACAAAGCAACAGAAGCCGAACCAGGUCGCAUCGAAGGUGGAGAAGACGGAGUCAUGGACACUGCGGGGCUUGAAGCCUGUAUGACAACUCCCGAAGAAAUAGAAGAGUUUGUAGCGACAGGAGUCGACUCUCUGGCUCCAGCAUUUGGCAAUGUACACGGAGAAUACGGGCCCUCGGGGCCUAGGUUGGACUUUGGCAGGUUCUCUCAAAUCCGUAUCCUAGCCGAUAAUAGAGUGCGUCUCGUGCUUCACGGCACAAACGGAUUUGCGCCGGACUUGAUGAAACGCUGUGUGGCAGCUGGUGUUACCAAGAUUAACGUCAACCGGUUGGUAUUGGAUGACUAUUACGAACAUUUGAAUGCAAAUGUAGGCAAGAUGGGCCAUACCCAACUCAUUGAAGAAGGCAUCGAGAAGGUCACCCAGUUGACUAUGAAAUGGAUGGAAAUUUGCGGGUCGUCAGGUAAAGCAUAG
Molecule: messenger RNA, 858 nt
Organism: Talaromyces rugulosus
Lineage: Eukaryota; Fungi; Ascomycota; Eurotiomycetes; Eurotiales; Trichocomaceae
Exons: 2
Coding region: 1-858 (285 amino acids)
Biological process (GO): carbohydrate metabolic process
Molecular function (GO): zinc ion binding; aldehyde-lyase activity
Source: RefSeq, a predicted model, not a curated record